Ilyonectria robusta is the source of this 2989-nucleotide messenger RNA. RefSeq lists its product as uncharacterized. Gene Ontology annotation, cellular component: cytoplasm. The transcript is spliced from 3 exons. Lineage: Eukaryota; Fungi; Ascomycota; Sordariomycetes; Hypocreales; Nectriaceae. Gene Ontology annotation, molecular function: ATP binding; nucleic acid binding. The record is from RefSeq and is a predicted model, not a curated record. Bases 1 to 2916 code for a protein of 971 amino acids.
AUGGAAAAGGUCCUGCAGACUGAUGAUGAUAGCGUGCUCGUAUACAUCGCACCGACCACGGCCCUUGUCAACCAGAUUGCAGCCGAGACUCACGGCCGCUUCUCCAAGAACUAUACGCAUGCAGGGCGCUCAGUCUGGGCUGUUCACAUGCGAGACUCACGCAUCAACAAUCCUACUGGUUGUCAAAUACUCGUCACGGUCCCACGUAUGCUCCAGAACAUGCUGCUUACACCGUUGCAUGCGGAAAAGAAGAAUUCAUGGUCCACGCGUAUCAAGCGCAUCAUUUUCGAUGAGAUCCAUUGCAUUAGCCAGGCCAAGGACGGCAUAGUCUGGGAACAGCUUCUCCUGCAAGCGCCAUGCCCUAUCAUUGCUCUCUCUGCUACAGUCGGGAAUCCCCGUCAGUUAAGUAAUUGGCUUUCGUCGACCGAAAGAGCCAACGCCAGCGACCUUGUUACGGUUCAGCAUCAUUAUCGAUACUCAAACCUGCGAAAUUUCAUCUAUGUGCCGCCAAAGAUGUUUUGCUUCUCUGGACUACCUGCUCUUCCUGGCAUUUAUAUACCUGGCCUUGAUGGAUCAAAUGCCUUCGCCUUUGUGCAUCCCGUUGCUAGCGUGGUCAACAAAGAGAAAGGACUUCUAAGUGACUUUAGUCUCGAGGCUCGCGACUGUCUGCAUCUCUGGCGUGUUAUGUCUCAGCACGCUACGGAGAAGCAUGGCCUUUCUCAUGCACUACAUCCAGAAAAAGUACUCCCCCAGUUAGUCAAGAAGAUAGAUAUCAUCACCUGGGAGGCCGAUCUCAAGGCGAUGCUCCGCCAGUGGAUGCUCGAUGAUAGUUCACCGUUUGAUCUAGUUCGCCAAGAUCUCGGCAGCAGUCUCCAGCAUCUGGUAGCUCGUGAUAUUAUGAGCACCAAGCAAGGCUGUGGCGGAGACUGUGGCCACCGUCAAGUCGACGCUGACGACAUUGUUUCUAUGGUACUGCCCGUUCUAGUUGACCUGCAUACAGAGGGAGCCUUGCCCUGUAUCGUUUUCAACUACGACCGCAUCAUGUGCGAGACGCUAGCUCAUUGCAUGAUCGACGAGCUUGUAUAUGGUAGAGCUGGAGAUUGCCCGCUCUCGCGCCGCCAGGGCCCCGCGGAAGAAGCCCAGAAGGAAGAAAAGCGCGGUGAAGAUGAUGACGACGACGAAAAACUCUCGCGAGCCGAACGUGCCCGUGAACUUGCCGACGCCGACGUCAGUGUGUGGGCUGGGUUCAACCCGGAUGCACCUAUUGAUGGCUUCCAUUUCGCGGACAUCACCAAGCUGGCCAUGUCAGAGUUGGUCGAAUUCCAGUCAGAGCUGAGCAGCUUCAAAGUGCCGGAGUGGCUUGUUUGUGGACUGGAGCGUGGAGUUGGUGUACACCACUCGGGCAUGAAUCCCAAUUAUCUCCAGAUUGUUGAAGUGCUUUUCCGGAAAGGUUUCCUACGAGUGGUUUUGACGACAGGUACGCUUGCGCUUGGUAUCAACAUGCCUUGCAAAACAGUUGUAUUUGCAGGUGACUCGAUUUCCCUAACGGCGCUCAACUUUCGCCAGGCUGCUGGGCAUGCCGGUCGUCGUGGCUUCGACGUGCUAGGAAACGUCGUCUUUGUUGGAAUUCCAACGGCAAAGGUUUUUCGGUUACUGAGCUCCCGCUUACCGGACCUUACUACGCAGUAUCCUAUUAACACGUCUUUCAUCCUUCAACUGGCGGCACUUCUCCAUGGCUCCAAUAACUCGUCAUUCGCCCUUCAGACGAUCAACUCCAUCUUCUCACGGCCGCAUCUGCAUCUCGGUUUGCCCGAGUCCGGGAUAACAGUAAGACACCACCUGCGCUUCUCCAUCGAAUACCUUCGCCGACAGUUGUUGCUUGACAUGGACGGUGCUCCUGUUAAUUUUGCAAACUGUAUCUCGCCUUUGCACUACACGGGAAAUUCUGUCUGGGCAUUCCACGCGUUAUUGAGCAAGGGUUACUUCCACAUGUUGUGCAAGGACAUCGAUAUCAAUCCGGAGCGUGUCCUUGCAACGCUGAUGCUUGUCCUAUCGCACAUUUUCGAGCGUCAAUUGUGCAAGCAUUCGGAUAUCGAGUUCGUUGACGACGGCAUCAAGCGCUCUUCAUCCAUCGUCUUUCUCCCAGCGUUGCCUAGAGCCGCAAAGGACGCGCUUAAAGCUCAUGAUGCCGAGACUCUAUCUAUUUUCAAGGUGUAUGCCAAAUCAUACAUCGAUCAGUAUCUGCACCAUGUAGACGACAAGCUUCCGCUCACGCGACAUCGGAUUGGGUCUGAGGUAACAUUAGACAUACGCAGCGGCGCCUGCCACCCACCACCGGUCGUCCGCUCUCCAUUCGUGGCGCUCUCUGGCCAUGGUGACGAAUUUUCCACUAUUUCCGAGCUAUGCAACACCAUCCGCUCCGGAGUAUUCCUCGAAGAGGCAAUAGUGCCGCACCUGCGAAUCUAUUUCGAGGAAUCGGAUCCACCCCUUAACGCAUACCUGCUUGAUUUCUUCAAACAUGGUGAUAUCAGGACGAUUGAGCACGUGAAUAAGGUCCAAGAAUCACAGGUUUGGUCACGUCUAAAAGAGUUUGCCACCAUCCUACACACAAUUGUUGCCUGUCUUGCCGACUUGACGAGGUCUAGGCCCCCGUCUAAUACGGACGGUGUGGAUAUACAAAACGAGAGAGAUUAUCUCAGGGUGCGGCAAAAUGGCAAAAUGUUUGCGAAACAGGAAGAGGCUGAUAACAGCGGCUCUACUGGAGAGACAAGCGUCGAUGGCACCGCCAACGCUGAGAAUCACAGUCUCAACGAGGAUAGUGAAGAGGACUGCCAUCAUGGUGGAAUAGGCGAAAAGGCCUACUCAAAGUGCUGCGAGCUUUUGCCGAGCUGCACGGUGAGUUUGAAGCGAAGCUGAACAAGAUUGCUGUCUAGGUGUUGGAAGUCGAUCUAAGCUACAGGUAGACUAUUGAUGAACUCGGCGCAGAUGG